Messenger RNA from Coregonus sp. 'balchen', 13001 nucleotides. The record is from the annotation of a GenBank genome assembly. Lineage: Eukaryota; Metazoa; Chordata; Actinopteri; Salmoniformes; Salmonidae.
CAACCCUCACAUGGUGCUGAACAUUGACUUGGCACCCACCAUCCUGGACAUCGCUGGCAUGGACGUCCCUCCUGACAUGGACGGCAAGUCCAUCCUCAAGCUGCUGGACAUAGAGAGACCAGUCAACAGGUGGGAUAUGGAACAAAAAGGGAAACACCCUGCCCAUGGACCUUUCAUGGCACACUCAUAUGAUGUGUGUAUUCUGUAUGUUGGCAGGCCAUAGAUCACUGAUAGAAGUAGCUAUAUAUCCUCUAGGUGAUUAUAUUAUUAUGAGUCGUACAUUGGCACUGGCCACUGACAGGUCUGAGUUCCCUCAGGGUUCCUCAAAACUGUGGCACCGCACCAAUCAUUGGACCUGGCUCGGCCUGCCAAGUUACCAUGGCGUCCAUUGAGAUUACAUCCACAUCCCAGCGACACUUUUUCCUCCUGCCCAGCCUGGAUAUUGCUUUCGUUAAUGGAAAAAAAAUCUAAGAAAAUAUUAAAUAAUCCUUCUCCAUUCUUCCAAGAAGUGUCAACGGUGACCUGUAGUAAUAACUACAGGAGCUGCCCUGCCAACGCCACUGAGUGAAGGAAAGCCUUUCACCAGCGGAUAAUGAGUAUGUGUGUGUGUGUGUGUUGAGGGAUUCUCUAUUCUCUCUUCCAGCUCUGCAGCUGCAAUCAGUGAGAGAUGGACUCUCCAGCCUGUGAAAUUGUCUGGCAGGCAGAGGAGUCUAGCUGGCUGGCCUGAUGUGGGGCUGUGGGGAUGGGUUUGCGGAAGAGAGGAAGGCGAGAGACUGGGUGGGAUGGAGGAGAGCAGAGCUGUGCUGGGUGUGUGCCUGGUCACUGCUGCUGGCUGUGAUGAGAAUGACCCUUACAGAGAUGAGAGAGAGAUGGAGACCGAGAGAAAAGGCAAUGAAAGAAGAGAGAUGGAGAAAGAAAGGGCAAGGGAGAAAGAGGGAGGGAGGGGGCCGAUGGAUCGAUAACUCAUAUCUGAACACCCUGCCAGGAGAAGGUCAGAGCACCCAGACAAGAGACCAAUUUAUUCCACACACUUUCUUUUAUUUUCUUCUACGUUCGAUCACUUUCUUUUUUCCCGUCCUUUUCCAAAAGAACAUCUGAAGGUGGUAUCGAUAGUUUUUCAUCUGAGAUAAUUUGACCCAGGGCUGUUUUUGAUAUCCGUUCCAACCUGUUGCAUUUUGUCGUCAUUGGAGGCUGUCGCUCUACACAGUGUAGGAAUUCUAAUUUCUUCAAGCGUUACAUUGUGUUCUGAAUGUAGAACCUGGUCAAUGAAGGAGAUGGCUGAUCGAUUUGUCCUUUUCUCUCAUGAUUUUCAGGUUCCAGGUGAACAAGAAGGGGAAGGUGUGGAGAGACUCAUUCCUGGUGGAGAGAGGGUGAGUCACAGGAAAUAAUCUCAAUGUUUUAAAUAACCAUACUCAGUUUAUUUUUUAUGUCUCUGUGUGCCCAUUAAGUAAUCUGGUUACAUUCAUCUGAGUGUGUGGAAGGUUAUGGAGUAGGAAAGUCUCAAUGCCACAUUAUUUAAUGAGUUUCUUGCCUUAAUAUUACCUUACUGAUACUUGAUAUCAAACCAUAUCAGGCAAAGCUGUGGUUUACAGAAUAUUGUCAUGACUAAUCAGCAUCCAGGACCAUACAGUAACAGCCUAGUAUAGUAUAUACACUGAAAAAAUAUGUAUAAUGCAACAUGCAACAAUUUCUAAGAUUUUACUGAGUUACAGUUCAUAUAAGGAAAUCAGUCAAUUGUAAUAAAUCCAUUAGGCCCUAAUCUAUGGAUUUCACUGGGAAUACAGAUAUGCAUCUGUUGGUCACAGAUACCUUAAAAAAAAGGUAGAGCAUGGAUCAGAUAACCAGUCAGUAUCUGGUGUGACCACCAUUUGCCUCAUGCAGCGCGACUCAUCUCCUUCACAUGGAGUUGAUCAGGCUGUUGAUUGUGGCCUGUGGAAUGUUGUCCCACUCCGCUUCAAUGGCUGUGCGAAGUUGCUGGAUAUUGCCGGGAAUUGGAACACGCUGUCGUACACGUCGAUCCAGAGCAUCCCAAACAUGGUCAAUGGGUGACAUGUUUGGUGACUAUGCAGGCCGUGGAAGAACUGGGCCAUUUUCAGCUUCCAGGAAUUGUGUACAGAUCCUUGCGACAUGGGGCCAUGCAUUAUUAUGCUGAAACAUGAGGUAAUGGCGGCGGAUGAAUGGCACAACAAUGGGCCUUAGGAUCUCGUCACGGUAUCUCUGUGCAUUCAAAUUGCCAUCGAUAAAAUGCAAUUGUGUUCUUUGUUCGUACCUUAUGCCUGCUCAUAUCAUAACCCCACCGCCACCAUAGGGCACUCUGUUCACAACGUUGACAUCAGCAAACUGUUUGCCCACUGUCUGCCAUCUGCCCGGUACAGUUGAAAACGGGAUUAAUCCGUGAAGAGCACACUUCUCCUGCAGUCUGCAUGCCAAUUGCACGCUCUCUCAAAACUUGAGACAUCUGUGGCAUUGUGUUUUGUGAAAAAACUGUACAUUUCAGAGUGGCCUUUUAUUGUCCCCAGCACAAGGUGCACCUGUGUAAUGACAAUGCUGUUUAAUCAGCUUCUUGAAAUGCCACACCUGUCAGGUGGAUGGAUUAUCUUGGCAAAGGAGAAAUGCUCACUAACAGGGAUGUAAAUGAAUUUGUGAACAACAUUUGAAAAAUACUAUUUUUGUGUGUUUUGGAAUUUCUGCUGUCUUUUUAUUUCAGCUCGUGAAACAUGGGACCAACACAUUACAUGUUGCGUUUUAUAUUUUUGUUCAGUAUAGUUCCAUAACUGUGUGUGUGUGUUUUCACAGGAAGUUGCUCCACAUACGUGAUGCGCCUCCAGGGAAGGAUGUGGCACAGGAGGAGAACUUCCUGCCUAAGUACCAGCGGGUCAAGGACCUGUGUCAGAGAGCAGAGUACCAGACACCCUGCCAACAGCUGGGACAGGUAGGCAGCCAUGCACACACACAUUAUAUGCUCACACUUCAAUUAACAGUCAAAUUCACAGCAACACACACACUCAGACUCAUAUUAACACAGACACACAAGUAUAACACUCUAGACUGAAGACACUUAAAACAUACUAAGACUCUUGACGGUUGAUACAGUGCAUUUGGAAAGUAUUCAGACCCCUUGACUUUUUCCACAUUUUGUUACAUUACAGCCUUAUUCUAAAAUGGAUUAAAUAAAAAAUGUCCUCAUCAAUCUACACACAAUACACCAUAAUGACAAAGCGAAAACAGGUUUUUAUAAAUGAUUGCAAAUGUAUUAAAAAUAAAAAACAGAAAUACCUUAUUUACAUAAGUAUUCAGACCCUUUGCUAUGAGACUCGAAGUUGAGCUCAGGUGCAUCCUGUUUCCAUUGAUCAUCCUUGAGAUGUUUCUACAAUUUGAUUGGAGUCCACCUGUGGUAAAUUCAAUUGAUUGGACAUGAUUUGGAAAGGCACACACCUGUCUAUACAAGGUCCCACAGUUGACAGUGCAUGUCAGAGCAAAAACCAAGCCAUGAGGUCGAAGGAAUUGUCCGUAGAGCUCCGAGACAGGAUUGUGUCGAGGCACAGAUCUGGUGAAGGGUACCAAAACAUUUAUGCAGCAUUGAAGGUCCCCAAGAACACAGUGGCAUCCAUCAUUCUUAAAUGAAAGAAGUUUGGAACCACUAAGACUCUUCCUAGACCUGGCCACCCGGCUAAACUGAGCAAUCGGAGGAGAAGGGCCUUGGUCAGGGAGGUGACCAAGAACCCGAUGGUCACUUUGACAGAGCUCCAUAGUUCCUCUGUGGAGAUGGCAGAACCUUCCAGAAGGACAACCAUCUCUGCACCACUCCAUCAAUCAGGCCUUUAUGGUAGAGUGGCCAGACGGAAGCCACUCCUCAGUAAAAGGCACAUGACAGCCCGCUUGGAGUUUGCCAAAAAGCACCUAAAGGACUCUCUGACCAUGAGAAACAAGAUUCUCUGGUCUGAUGAAACCAAGAUUGAACUCUUAGGCCUGAAUGUCAAGCGACACGUCUGGAAGAAACCUGUCACCAUCCCUACGGUGAAGUAUGGUGGUGACAGCAUCAUGCUGUGGGGAUGUUUUUCAGCGGCAGGGACUGGAAGACUAGUCAGGAUCGAGGGAAAGAUGAACAGAGAAAAGUACAGAGAGAUCCUUGAUGAAAACCUGCUCCAGAGCUCCGAUUUAACAUUGCUGGAGAGACCUGAAAAUAGCUGUGCAGUGACACUCCCCAUCCAACCUGACAGAGUUUGAGAGGAUCUGUAGAGAAGAAUGGGAGAAAUAUUGAUGAGGAGAAAAAAAACAAUUUAAUCCAUUUUAGAAUAAGGCUGUAACGUAACAACAUGUGGAAAAAGUCAAGGGGUCUGAAUACUUUCCGAAUGCACUGUAAGUCACUUCCUAUCAUCCGUCUCUCAGUUUGGCAUCUCACCUCCAUACGUAUCAGUUAAUUGGUGUCUGAGAAUCUACUUAAAAAGGCUCUGUAUCCUCUUGAUCACCUGCUGGUGUAGAGAGAUAGUGAGCUGCUGGGUGUUCUUUUGGAGCGGUAUGGGGGAGGAAAGGAGACUGAAUAUACCAUGCAGGUUGGUUUCUCACUGGGAUUAGACAGGAUAGACAGGUGCUUUUAUCAAUCUCUGUCCCCAAUGACAGACAGACAGGAGGACCAGGCUUUGAAACUAAAGAGCUGUGUUUCAGGUGAUUAGGCUUUGAGUCAGGUCUGUUGCCUUAGCUAUGCCUCCCAGGACACACACACAUACACGCAAACACACACUCCCCCCACCUCGCUAAUGACAGACAGUGGCGGAGUGUGUGUGACAGUUCUCUAGCUGUCAGAUCAAACACACCUGCAAUUUCAAGCACUUAGAUCUAUCUUACCAAGAUUGACCAUUGAACAGUAGUCCCUGAGGUGUCUCUGUAUCCAACCUAUCAAUCUCCCUCUCUCUCACUCCUUUUUGUUCCUGUCUCUUCUGGAGUAGAAAGUCCUUUUCCCACUGUCAGUGGCUCUCUUAUUCUCUCUUGGAUCCUGCUGGAUUUCCUCUUUGACACGUCUACUCUUUUUUUCCAUCUGACAUCAAAUAUGUUAAUUAGAAAGCUCUGUCUGUAAUUUCACAAGUAACCACUGACAGAGAAAGUGUCAACAGAAUCUGUAUAAUAAUUAGAUUGAGACGGAGCUGCAGCAGCCCUGCUCGGUGCUCUGUCUGUGUACACUACUACUGUAGCUGCCUGUUCAUUAUGACAGAAUGGGAUGGUGUGGAAGCAGAGAUGAGAAUGGGGAAGAGACUAGCAUCUUGUCAAAUACAGGCCCUCUCCUCUCCGCCGUGCCAUGGUUUGUCAUCAUCACCUGUUAAUUGCAGUUGAAACAACAUCACAGACGGGGGAAUGGAAGUUAAUAUUAGGCUACUUAGCGUCGCUUGUUUCCACCUGCGAGUAAUUUCACCUUGAGAAGCACGGGGUGUGUGGAAAGAUCCACUAUAUGUUUCUCUCAGUGUUAACCUCUGUCCCCCUCUCCUCUGUCUCCCUGCAGAAGUGGCAGUGUUUGGAGGAUGCCACAGGGAAGCUGAGGCUGUAUAAGUGUAAGGGCAUGGCCAGCAUGUCUGCAGCCCAGAAGGAAGGCCCUGCCAACAUCAAGUCCAAGUACUACCCCCAGCGCAAGGCAGAGCGCAACACAGAGCCCGACGGCUGUAACUGUGACCAGUACCCCAGCUUCAGACUCAGCACCUUUAAAAAGAAGAAGCUGCUCUCCAAGAAGAGUAAGUGGAGUGGAAAGAAUGUGUGGCACACUCUUGUCACACACUUCUCACACACUCAUGUAAACACACAAAAUUCUGCUUCACAAAAUGUUCCUCACUCACUCAACCUUGCAUGAAUACUGUACAGUCACUCGCUUCUUAUAACUGAUGUGGAAUGUGGGCAUCACCUUGUGGAGACAAUAAUACCUUCACCCACAGUCAUUAUUUAAAUGUUGAGUAUAUAACUUUGUGGGCGACCCGACCAAAUUCACAUAAAAAUGUAAUCUGUCAUUCUUAUUGAAAGCAAGUCUGAUAAGUGGUAGAUCCAUUCUAUGUGCGCUAUUCUGAUGAUUUCUGUGUUUAAGUUUAGCUUUUGCUUCUUUUUACUUUCGGUUUCACACACCAGCUUCAAACAGCUGAAAAUACAAUGUGUGUUUGGUUAUUAAAAAAAAAAUAUAUAUAUAUAUAUAUACAGUAUAUAUUGUACAAUGAUUCUCUACACCCCUCAAAUUAAAAUCUGGACCUCAAAGCCAGUUCCACUGCUGUUUCAUUUUUCCCCUCUAAUCAGGGACAGAUUUAGACCUGGGACACCAGGUGGGUACAAUUAAUUAUAAGGUAGAACAGAAAGCCAGCAGGCUCCAGACUUCAUAGGGUAAGAUUUGAAUACCCCUACUCUACACUAUACAUUGCUUGUUUUGUCACAUAAACUGAAAUUAGGUGAACAUGAUGAUAGAAUUUUGGCAACCAGUAAAUGGCGGAGCGAUUUCUACAUAUUGCACAUGUUAAUGAGUACCAUAGGGCCUGAUAGGGUUUAUAUACUGACUGUAGAAAUCCCUCCACUAACUCACCCUGCCCUCCUCCUGACAGAGAUGAAAGCCAUCAAGAGCUACGCCCGUAACCGUUACUCCCGCUCUGUGGAGAUGGAGAUAGGAGGGGAGCUGUAUGCUGUAGACUUGGAGGAUGGCUACCAACCUGUACCGGCCCCCAGGAACCUCAGCCAGGCUGGGGACAGGACCCCACGCGACGACACUGAGGAUGACUUCAGUGGCAUGGGGGUCACUGUCACCGUCACCCCCAAGACUAGCAGCAACAGUCUAGCUAUUGUGCCUUCUGGCAUCAAAGUCACACACAGGUCAGGGAGUGUGUCGAUGUUCUAUGUGGAUGGGUGGGUUUGUUUGUAGUGUGCUAGUACUGCAUGUUGAAUGUGUUGUUGUGUUAGUUAUUGAUUAGGCUAAAUGCUCACUGUGUAUCCUGUCCUCAGGUGCUCUAUUCUGGCCAAUGACACAGUGAAGUGUGAUACAGGGAUCUAUAAGUCCCUGCAGGCCUGGAAGGACCACAAACUCCACAUCGAUCACGAGGUUAGUCUUCUCAGCCACUCACAUAACUGAUGUUUUAUUCCUCAAUGCAGUUGAUUAUCUUCAGUGGUCACAGUGAUCGUGUAAUGACAAUCAAUGACUGACAACGAAAUCAAUUACAAUUAUGGACAGCAUCAUUAUUAUUAUUAAUUAGUUGAAUAUAGCCUGCUAUUGACACAUAUAUACACAGAUUCAGUUCCUGUGUUGAAUGCCACCCUCAGUGUUGUAAUCCACUGAAUGUACAAAACAUUAGGAACACCUUCCUAAUAUUGAGUUGCAUCCCCUUUUGCCCUCAGAACAGCCUCAAUUCGUCGGGGCAUGGACUCUACAAGGUAUCGAAAGCGUUCCACAGGGAUGCUGGCCCAUGUUGAUGCCAAUGCUUCCCAUAGUUGUGUGAUGUUGGCUGGAUGUCCUUUGGGUGGUGGACCAUUCUUGAUACACACGGGAAACUGUUGAGCGUGAAAAACCCAGCAGUGUUGCAGUUCUUGACACAAACAGGUGCACCUGACCCCGUUCAAAGGCACUUAAAUAUUUUGUCUUGCCCAUUCACCCUCUGAAUGGCACAAAUAAACAAUUAAUGUCUCAAUUGUACCUAAUGUUUUGUACACUCAGUGCAAAAGCCAUUUAGCAGACACUUUAUUCCAAACGAUUUACAGUCAUGCCUGCAUACAUUUUACGUACGGGUGGUCCCAGGAAUCGAACUCCUGGCAUUGCAAGCGCCAUGCUCUACCAACUGAGCUACAGAAGACCACAUUGUUGUGAUAUUUCUCUAUCUAAUGCCCUGCAUCUCUGUCAGAUUGAGACCUUGCAGACAAAGAUCAAGAACCUAAGAGAGGUUAGGGGUCACCUGAAGAAAGCCCGCCCAGAGGAGUGUGACUGCAACCGCUACAUGUAAGGACCAAACAACUCUUAGGAAUCCACAGUUCAUGUUGCACAGCUGCUUUAUUACCAAUAUCCUUCCACACACUAAACGCCAGCAUUAAAUGCAUUUACAGUAAACAUAACGGCACUCUACCAGACUUGAAUAGCUUUUCUCCAUGCUCAUAAAGACUGAUUAUGUAAAUAUCCGUCUGUGUUUCAGCUACAAGUCUAAGUACAAGAGUAAGCUCAGGCACAACGGAGGCAGCAUUCACCCAUUCAGGUAAGGGUGUGGGUUUGUGAAUAAGAAAGGGACAUUUACUGUAUGUGUGCUUAUGCCUGUGUAAUGAUUGUAUAUCUACAAUAUAAACUCAGCAAAAAAAGAAACGUCCCUUUUUCAGGACCCUGUCUUUCAAAGAUAAUUCGUAAAAAUCCAAAUAAGUUCACAGAUCUUCAUUGUAAAGGGUUUAAACACUGUUUCCCAUGCUUGUUCAAUGAACCAUAAACAAUUAAUGAACAUGCACCUGUGGAACGGUCAUUAAGACACUAACAGCUUACAGACGGUAGGCAAUUAAGGUCUGAAAAACACCAAAAUAAAGAUGCCCAGGGUCCCUGCUCAUCUGCGUGAACGUGCCUUAGGCAUGCUCAAGGAGGCAUGAGGACUGCAGAUGUGGCCAGGGCAAUAAAUUGCAAUGUCUGUACUGUGAGACGCCUAAGACAGUGCUACAGGGAGACAGGACGGACAGCUGAUCGUCCUGGCAGUGGCAGACCACGUGUAACAACACCUGCACAGGAUCGGUACAUCCGAACAUCACACCUGCGGGACAGGUACAUGAUGGCAACAACAACUGCCCGAGUUACACCAGGAAUGCACAAUCCCUCCAUCAGUGCUCAGACUGUCCGCAAUAGGCUGAGAGAGGCUGGACUGAGGGCUUGUAGGCCUGUUGUAAGGCAGGUGCUCACCAGACAUCACCGGCAACAACGUCGCCUAUGGGCACAAACCCACCGUCACUGGACCAGACAGGACUGGCAAAAAGUGCUCUUCACUGACGAGUCGCGGUUUUGUCUCACCGGGGUGAUGGUCGGAUUCGCGUUCAUCGUCGAAGGAAUGAGUGUUACACCGAAGCCUGUACUCUGGCACGGGAUCGAUUUGGAGGUGGAGGGUCUGUCAUGGUCUGGGGCGGUGUGUCACAGCAUCAUCGGACUGACCUUGUUGUCAUUGCAGGCAAUCUCAAUGCUGUGCGUUACAGGGAAGACAUCCUCCUCCCUCAUGUGGUACCCUUCCUGCAGGUUCAUCCUGACAUGACCCUCCAGCAUGACAAUGCCAGCAGCCAUACUGCUCGUUCUGUGCGUGAUUUCCUGCAAGACAGGAAUGUCAGUGUUCUGCCAUGGCCAGCGAAGAGCCCGGAUCUCAAUCCCAUUGAGCAUGUCUGGGACCUGUUGGAUCGGAGGGUGAGGGCUAGGGCCAUUCCCCCCCAGAAAUGUCCGGGAACUUGCAGGUGCCUUGGUGGAAGAGUGGGGUAACAUCUCACAGCAAGAACUGGCAAAUCUGGUGCAGUCCAUGAGGAGAUGCACUGCAGUACUUAAUGCAGCUGGUGGCCACACUAGAUACUGACUGUUACUUUUGAUUUUGACCCCCCCCCUUUGUUCAGAGACACAUUAUUCAAUUUCUGUCAGUCACGUCUGCGGAACUUGUUCAGUUUAUGUCUCAGUUGUUGAAUCUUGUUAUGUUCAUACAAAUAUUUACACAUGUUAAGUUUGCUGAAAAUAAACGCAGUUGACAGUGAGAGGACGUUUCUUUUUUUGCUGAGUUUAUAUUUGAAUGUUUCAUUGUGCCACUGUAUGAUGUGUGUAUUUCUAUGUGUGUGACGUCAUCAGGAAGGGUCAGGAUAAGAAGACGUGGUUGCUGAAAGAGCAGAAGAGGAGGAAGAAGAUGCGGAAGCUGCUGAAACGUCUGAGGAACAACGACACCUGUAGCAUGCCUGGUCUCACCUGCUUCACCCACGACAACCAGCACUGGCAGACCGCCCCCUUCUGGACCAGUAAGACACUACACACACACACACUCACAAACACACAUACAGUACACACUAGCAUUACUGACUAUUCUCUGUCUGCAGUGGGUCCGUUCUGUGCCUGCACCAGUGCCAACAACAACACCUACUGGUGUCUAAGGACCAUCAACGAGACACACAACUUCCUCUUCUGCGAGUUUGCUACUGGCUUCCUGGAGUACUUUGACCUCAACACAGAUCCCUACCAGGUCAGUACUCAAUCCUCACCACAAUCACUCCUCUGUAAAGAUGUUUUCUAAUAUGUUUUUCUAAUGUUUCCACUUCAUUUCAAUGAAAUUACGUUGAACCAACGUGGAAUAGACAUUGAAUUGACGUCUGUGCCCAGGGGUUGCCUGUUGCCUUGUUUCAAGAUAGCAAACUGAAAAUCAGCUAUUAUAUAAGAGAUGUUAGACCAGUAUGAAGACCAGUACUAUUCAUCUCUCACCGACCUGGACUCUCUCUCUCUCUCUCUCUCUCUCUCUCUCUCUCUCUCUCUCUCUCUCUCUUUCUCUCUCUCUCUCUCUCUCUCUCUCUCACUCACACACCUGGACUCUCUCUCUCACACACUCUCACCCACCCGGACUCUCUCUCUCGCUCUCACCCACACGGACUCUCUCUCUCUCUCACACACCCGGACUCUCUCUCUCUCUCGCUCUCACCCACCCGGACUCUCUCUCUCUCUCUCUCACUCACCCACCCGGACUCUCUCUCUCUCACUCACCCACCCGGACUCUCUCUCGCUCUCUCUCACCCACCCGGACUCUCUCUCUCUCUCUGUGUGUAGCUGAUGAAUGCUGUGAACACGUUGGACCGAACCAUUCUAAACCAGCUCCACGUUCAACUCAUGGAGCUCCGCAGCUGCAAGGGCCACAAGCAGUGCAACCCCCGCACCCGCAACCUGGAGCUGGGUGAGUUCCUUUAACACACACACACACACACUAUGCCAGGUUGUUGUGGGUUGUGACUACAGACGAAUGAUCUCUGUUUGUCAUCCUCAUCACCAUCAUACUCACCACCAGACCCAAGUCCUGCCUUGCUUUCUGUUCUUGCAUUACUUCUCAUGUACCAGUUCUAUAACUGCAUUUUAAACAAUUACAACCUCUCCCUCUGGAAUGUGUUUUGUUCCUUUUAAUUAAGGUCAAUUCAGUUUUUCUUUUUUGUAUUUAUUUGAAUUUCAGAUACCAUUUUGGCUUUAAAACGACUGCUCUUUCUAAACCAUUUAAAAACCUCUCUUAACUAGGUCUCUGUGCCUUCAUUGAUAGGAAUCUGUUCAUAUGUUUUCUAACCACUGCUAUUGUCUCUUCUUCAGGAGGUAAAGAGCGAAGCAGCUUUGAUGAAUACAGGUAUCUUUACUCAUUGACUUGAACACCACUCAGCACUUCACAAUUUAUUAGAUAUUAGUACUAUAUAAGAUUUAUAUAAAUAUUCCUAAAAGAUAGCACACAUACUUGGUCUAGAAUACAUUGACAAAAUACACAACACUUAGAGAAUACAUAGGUGUGGGGCGAUUGCGUUUGAGAGUGUUUUUUGGUGUGCUGUUUCUCUUGCUUUCCUCUGCUUCUUUGCAUGACAGCUGGUUUGGGGGGACUGAGCACUUUUCUAACCUGGGGGGUACACUGUACGUAUGCUUGACUGUCUCUGCACUCCUUCUGACUGAGGUUGGGAGAGGGUUGAGGGCUUAUUUUCCUCUGCUUGAAUGGGCUGGGUAACAGUCUGUCUUAUUGUCGCUUGUACAUCAGGCAGUUUCAACGCAGAAAGUGGCCAAAAGUGAAGAAGCCCACCUCCAAAUCACUGUGAGUUUGGACAUCCAUCUGGUCCUCACGAUGCCACCAAACAGUCACCUCUAACUGAGCUUUUCUUCCUCUCUUUCCUCUCUUCCUUUUCUGUAGGCUUGCAUGCUGAUCUCUGCUAGUUCUAGUUAAUAACCAUGUCUGUCUCACUCUCCUGUCUGUCUGCAUGGAUGUUAUUCGAACCUGCACAGCUCUGCUCACAUCUCACCCUGUCCUACUGUUUCUCACCAGUAGAGGGCGCCAUCCACCACCACCACCACCCAACACAUCUGACUUAAUCAUCUUAGCAUCUCUGUCUAUUGGUUGACUUUUCUCUUUAUUACAUUUCAUAUGGUCUCUUAUAAUGUCUCUUUCUGAUACUCUACUGUCCAUGUGGCUUGUGUGUUUCGUGAUUUAUCUCUAUAUAUUUAUCUCUGAUAUACUAGAGCCUGAUGUGAACAUCACAGCAUCAACCCAUUCACGUGGUGCUGAUGGGAAGAGAUACAGACAUAACAGGUGCCCGAGGUUUACUGUGGAUGACGCUGUUUUUGUCUGUGUGCUUUUGUCUCAUCAGAGGACAGAUUUGGGAAGGCUGGGAGGGAUAGGGUCCAUGAGGUUAGAGUGGCCCCGUCCGAAGCGCCCACUGUGGGGGGAACGGGAAUGGACUGGUCAGAACUUGAACCCUUGUACAGACUUGACGAGCAUGCCUACGAUCUCAAACUCAACUUCAAUGUCAGCCUGGAGGACUGGGACAACUUUGACGGGACCGUGGACAGGAUGUUCACGUUGCUCGGCAACUUCAACCACCAGCCAAACGGGCGCCGCAGCAACGUGAUUCCCGGGGAGGGGAGAGGAGGAAGAGACCACGCCCUGGUGUCAUCAACGGACCAAUCAGCCUCAGCCAUCUACCUGACCACCCUGGCCACCCCUGCUCUCCUGCUGAGAGAGGCUGGGGCCGAGGUCCUGAGGGAGGCACUGGGGCUGAAUGGAGGGCCGCACCGCUCUGCCUCCUCUUCCUCUUCCUCUCCCCCAGUUCCAGCUGAGGAAGGCAGCUCAGACUGGGACCGCCCCCCGCCUCUCCUCAACCAGUUUGUGGAGGAGGGCCAGCCCACUCUGCAUGAGAAGGAAGAGGAUGAGGAGAGCAGGGAGAGAGGUGAUGAAGAGGAGAAGGAGUUGUUGAGAAGGCGGUCGACCCGAUGGAGACUGAACCAUGCUCAGUGUGACUGCAGUGAGUUUGUUCAGGAGGCUGAGAAUGGGUUGCCCGUA